AUGACGCACCUGUGGGAACAGCAAGCUAUUCCCCCUGAGAAAGCCUCUUUGACGUCGGGGGCGGGGACCACCGAGCUGAGCACUGACGACUUGGCGUCUGAAGCACCUUCUGAGGAACCAGCAUCUGGUCUUGACGAUUCAAUGCCCUCCGAGCUGCACUCUGGUGCUGCUGCCGCUGUCAACGAGCCUGCUGCUCCUGAUAAGGAGUUGGGUGUCCAAGCAGAUCAGGUGGAACUCAGCGGCAAUGCCGCUUCGCGGUCUGGAUCGCUCUCAACGGACCUCAACGAGGCUGAAGAGAAGUUGGCAGUUGAAGACCAGGGCUCCAGCGGAGAAGAUGAGUUGUCCAGCCUUGGUGCAUCGCACACGCACGACUAUCAGGCUCUUGGAGAUCACAUCCAAGGCGGCGGCAGCAGCAGCGCCUCGGAUGUUGUCAGAAGAUUAGUGGCAGACAUGGUCAUGGAUGUCGAGCAGCAGGUCGAGGCCGUUCUUCAAGCAAACCACUCCAUCAGCUCUCCUGUUCACUCUCCGCCACCGAUCCCCAACACCCCCGCGCCCGUUCGACCGACCGGGGUGUUCGGUCUGUUCUCUUUCGGUCUCACGCACCCUAUGUCCUUCUUCAUGGCGGGUGGAGCCCAAGUGGCCCUCGAGAGGGCGCGCUUUAUCAUCGUGCCCGGUGCCGCUGGUGCAGAGCUGCCCCGGGAGCUGCAGGCAUUGGCCAACGGCGAAGGCAUCGCGCCCUGGGGCCGCGUCGUGCACGAACAAUGGAUCAAGCACUGUUUCCGCGACCAGUCCGUCCUCAGCCCAGACGACUACCUCGCACGCCCCUCGGCCGCGCCAGCCAGCGACGUGGAGAUUGAGUCCAUCAGCUCUGAUGACGACGACGAAGCCUCGGACGUCCCGCCGCGCGACGUGCUGGUCCGCGUGAACAAGAUCAUCAAGGCCGUGCGCGACUGGAGAGCCGGCAAGGGCAACACCAAGACGACGUACAAGACAGUGUACAACUUUGUCGACAAUUUGUCCAGUUCCCAGGGCAUAAAGGGUGCCGCAAACCUCUAUCGCACGUAUAGGGCUUACAUCGCCCGCGUCGCGCCCGACGUGGCUAAGGCGCCCAAGUAG
Messenger RNA from Trichosporon asahii var. asahii CBS 2479, 1116 nucleotides. RefSeq lists its product as uncharacterized. The record is from RefSeq and is a predicted model, not a curated record. NCBI's taxonomy places the organism in Eukaryota, Fungi, Basidiomycota, Tremellomycetes, Trichosporonales, Trichosporonaceae. Bases 1 to 1116 code for a protein of 371 amino acids. The transcript has 3 exons.